AUGACCACUCCUACUGCAAGGCACCAAAAUGUCUCUGGUGCAAUCAUUGUCUACAAGCCAAGCGGGCAGCGCGGCAUGAAGUGGCAAUGCGACCAAAGAAAUUGGUGUAUUUUCGGAUCUCACAAGGACUGUGACAUUCAAAUCCGGUCCGAAGGCGUUGCAGAGAUGCAAGCACUCGUCCUCCUGGAUUCUCACUGCUUUUCCCUGGAACAGCUGGCGGACAACGCCAAUACCGUGGUCCCUGGCAUUGGAGCCUUACACAAAGGACAGAAGGUAUUUCUACAAAGUGGAAACCAGUUUUUCAUUGCCAAGAGACACUUUGGCACGGAGAUAACUCUAUCUCCUGCUGCAGGUGGAAGACAAGACAAACCAACACCUGCUAAAAGAGAUACGAACAGCCCAUCAUGCGCUGCGAUACGGCGCACCUCACUAGUUCUAGCCAGAGAGGGAAAUAUGUUCAUUGUGGCCAGCACCAACACAAAACUGUUCCCGAGCUCGGUCUUAGAGACUCCUUCCGAAAAAGUUUCAGCUCUUCUGCAGAAUGAAACUUCCCGUCAUAGCUCAGAGAAGAAGACGGAGGGACAAGGACUUACAAGACGCAUUAACUUACCUGAUCCAUCCGAAAGCGAUGAAGGAGAGCUUCUUACAGAUCCUGAGGAAUCUGAGGAUGAAUCUCUGGAAAGCACUGAAAAUAUCGUCCAUGAUGUAGAGUCGGUGAAGAGUAAAGAUAACCCGAACACGCCUGCGAACGAGAUUUCAAACCACAAGGCUCAGCAGAAAGUGAGAAGCGUCGGCGGAGCCACACGUUCAUUCUCGCGAUGGCCGCGAUCUAACGGGAACCCUAUCACUUCACAAGUGCUAGAGCAUAAACCGAUCAGAAAUCGAUUGCAAUCAGAGGAAAACCACAUAACCCAGGGGUCAUCCACAAACAAUCCAGUGAAUUUGCGGCGGGAAACGGCUUUCGACCGCUUAAGCCGCGGAUUACCAUCCACUCCCAUGAGGUGGGAAGGUCGCAACCUAAAAAACGCCGAGAAGAUCCAGUCAGCUGGCCGCCCGGGUAGCCGCUCCGUCCUAUUUAGCAAUGCAGAGCUUGGUCAAGGACCGCAUUACUCUCCAGUCCCAGUGAAGUCGAAGUCACGAAUUCCAAUGCGUGAAAGCGAGAAUUGCACACCGAAUACAAUUGCAAUCCCAUCGGGUUCCCCAAAAUCUAAGUUGUCUGAAGAGAAAGUGUCUUUCGGUCAAAAGCAAGGACCGCCCCCUUCUACUAGACUGCAGCAGCUGGGCAAAUUCUUUUAUCCAGCUGCUCAAGGAAGUAACGUUGGAAGGAACGCUCCCGAGAAGCAUUCUUCGAUGGAUGAUGGCAAGACAUAUUCUCACUUUGAGCCAGACAGGGUCUUAACCCCCGAGAGAAACGUUUCUGCUAAUUAUAUUUCAUCCCGCUCUAGUUUGGAAUCAUCUGCAGAAGACAAUUGUUUUACAGCUUCUUCUGGUACAGGCGGAAGCAAGAGACGGCUAAACCAAAACCCUCUCUCUUCGUUUUCACUGGAAUCCUCUGCGCAGAGCUCCAGCAGUAGUGAGGACAGUAACGAAGAAUACAAUAUCGCAUCCAUGCCGAGGGUUCCUCAUCCUCUCUCUUCAGGUACACCGAAUCUUGCGGUGCAGAAUUCGGUCGAUGAUGGUCUUAGUGAAAAGAAUGGAGACGAAGUCGAGAUUUCAUCUUCUCCCUGGCGGCGUUCUCUUUUCGGUGCUGUUCUUGGUGCAGCGAAAGCCGUAACAGAUAGGUUCUCUAUUGGAGGUGCCUCCUCGAAAGAAUCUCCUGUCACAUGUGGACCAGUGACCCUGGACUUUGAUCCUGAAGAUCUAGAUACCGCGAGCGAAUCGGAGGGAACAAUCGACUGCGGGGACGAAGAGUCUGAAUCGCUCUCAACUGGAUCAACGGCCAAUGAAAGUACCGAGUGCCCGCUAAGAGAAGCUGAGGUGCUGAACGAUUCGACUGGACAUCUAGCUCCGCAGGCUCGGGAAAUUGAGAUACCCGUUAGUUCGUCUACAAAUUCGGCGGAUCUGGAAACCUCUAUCACAAACAUGAAUGAAGACGAACAAACAUCUCCUAGAGGGGCCCCUACGAUUGCUUCAGGAAUGGGCGAAGAGAGUUCAGAAAAACCAGAGGAGAUGGAGAAGUUCCGCCAAAUGAACUACUUCGUUCUCAAAAAGAAUCUUAAGAGCUUCGGCCUAGACACAAGCGGCAAGAAAGAUACACUGAUUGAGAGGUUAGAAAAACACAUGUCUACGAAGAAUUCCAUUGCAUCAAGUAAUGUUGAAGUAUGCGAAACCCCGACUGAGAAUGAAGCUGACAAGAAGGCGAUCGAGGGGCCCAAGCUGGUGACCAAGACACAAUCUAGGGAAGUGGACGGUUCUGAGAAUACAUUCCUUUCUGAGACCAUGGAUAGGCUAGAGAGGGUAGAGGAGUCAGGUCCUUCUACUACAAGAGAGGAUUAUGAGAGUCGAACUGUGAAAGAGAUUCGCCAGUUUAUGAAGCAGCAUCAAAUUGAAGUUCCGCCCAGAAUCAAGAAGGCGGAGCUGAUUGACUUGGUAAUAGCCCAUGGGCUCGAUUCAAACGGAAACCUUGUUGCGGACCCCCAUGCUGAUUCUUCUGGAAAAGGUCACAAAACAUCACUUGAGACUACUCAAACGCCUUUCACGCCCACCAAGGGAGGAGACGACAGAGUUGUGCCCGAGAUUGACCUAAUCACUCCGGUUCGGAAGUCUUCACGACGCAAGGCAUCAACCACUUGCGUAUUGCCGACGGAUGACAUCAAAGAGGUUGAACCAUUGCCUACGAAGGGGAGGUCUUCUGCGAAAGGCGAAACUCAUGGUGCAGCUAAUGAGAACAGCUCUGUUCGACAUGCAUCUCGAACGGGUUCCAUCAAGAAAAAGGCUCAUAAGGAUCCGCCGCCUCAAGCAACCCCGGUCAGGCGGUCAGCAAGAAAAAGAAACCCUGUGCCACGUUUUGAAGAAUAGGAACGAGGUCAUCAUCUUUGUCUUACGCAACGAUUCGAACUUUCUGAUUGUGUAAAAUUAAUUUACAUUGUUGAACUCUUUUGGGAGACAAAAGGUGAUAAACUGAUCCUACUUUUUCU
Molecule: messenger RNA, 3137 nt
Organism: Chondrus crispus (carragheen)
Lineage: Eukaryota; Rhodophyta; Florideophyceae; Gigartinales; Gigartinaceae
Exons: 2
Coding region: 1-3018 (1005 amino acids)
Molecular function (GO): protein binding
Source: RefSeq, a predicted model, not a curated record